GAGCCAGGGCGCCCCAGCAGGUUUCCAGUAAUUAUCUGCAGGAUUCGCCAUGACCCCAGCCCUGAGGGAGGCAGCGACAAAGGGUAUCUGCUUUUCAUCUUUCUCAAGGACCAUGGAGUCGGACAAGAUGCUGUGCGUGGAAGGUCCAAGAACGGUAGAUGAGAAGCUGAAGGGAGACAGCUUCUCUCAGAUGCUGGGCUUUCCGCCUCCUGAACCUGCUCUUAACACUAAUUUUGUGAAUUUAAAACAUUUUGGCUCCCCUCAGUCUUCAAAGCAUUAUCAGACAGUUCUUUUAAUGAGUUCUAAUUCUACAUUAAAUAAAUACAAUGAGAAUUAUAAACAGAAGAAAUUAGAGGAACCCAACUGCAAUACGCUGAAAAACAUACUGUGCAAUGGCAGCAACAUUCAGCUCAGUAAAGUCUGUCAUUCUCAUUCUGAAGAGUUCAUCAGGAAGGACCCUCUGUCAGAUACCACACGCCAGUGCAUGACAGAUGGACAUAUUGUUUUGGAUUCAAAUAUAACCAAAGACACUAAUGUAGAUAAAGUACAACUGCAAAACUGUAAAUGGUACCAAAAGAAUGUACUUUUGGGUAAAGUUACCGAUGCUGAGAUUAAAAAGGAUUUCUUGCACUGUGCUCAAAAGAACAUUGGGCCUGGCCACUCAGAUGUGCCUGUGAGCUCCUCAGCUGCUGAAAAAGAGGAGGAAGUGAAGGCUCGUCUACUUCACUGUGUAAGCAAACAGAAAAUUUUACUCAGCCAGGCGAGAAGAACUCAGAAACAUUUGCAGAUGCUCCUGGCAAAGCAUGUUGUCAAGCACUAUGAUCAGCAAAUGAAAUUUUCUGUGAAACAUCAGCUCCCCCAAAUGAAGAUCUUUCAUGAACCCACCACAGUGUUGGAUAACCGUGUACCUAAAUGCACUGAAACGAAGCCAGAUGUCAACAUAUUGACUGCAGAGAAUAAAUUGUGGAAUGAUACAAAAAAUGGCUUUGCACGGUGUACAGCUGCAGAAAUCCAAAGAUUUGCACUGUCUGCUACAGGGCUGUUGUCUCAUGUUGAAGAGGGUCUGGAUUCUGACGCAACUGAUAGCAGCUCUGAUGAUGAUUUGGAUGAAUAUACCAUUAGAAAAAAUGUGGCAGUUAACUGUAGUACUGAAUGGAAGUGGCUUGUAGACAGAGCAAGAGUUGGCAGCCGAUGGACAUGGCUUCAAGCCCAGAUUUCAGAGCUAGAAUACAAAAUCCAACAGCUAACGGACGUUCACAGGCAGAUUCGUGCCUCCAAGGGGAUAGUGAUCCUAGAAGAAUGUCAGCUUCCAAAAGACGUUUUGAGAAAACAAAUACAAUUUGCAGACGAAGCAGCUUCAUUAAACACUACAGGGAAUCCCCAGAUUCCCCUAAAAAGUCAAGACCCUUCACCAGAACCGGAUUGUGAAAUGUCGCCGAGUAGCCCUACUCUGCUUCUUCGCAACAUAGAGAAACAGAGCGCACAGCUGACCGAGAUCAUCAACAGCUUGAUUGCCCCUCUCAACUUGUCUCCAGCUUCGUCACCCCUCUCCUCCAGAUCCUGUCACCAUCAGUGUCUGGCUAAUGGCGUUUCCAGGAGUGCUUCAGAGAAUUUAGAUGAGCUCUCUUCCUCCAGUAGCUGGUUACUUAACCAGAAGCACAGUAAGAAAAGGAGAAAAGACAGGACAAGAUUGAAAUCUCCAUCCUUGACUAUCAUGAGUACAGCAGCUCGAACAAGGCCGCUUCAGAGUUUCCACAAAAGAAAACUCUACAGAUUGAGCCCUACUUUUUAUUGGACCCCGCAGACUCUGCCUUCACAAGAAACGACGUUUUUAAACACGACACAAAUGCCUUGCCUGCAGUCAGCGUCCACUUGGAGUAGCUGUGGGCACAAUUCAAAGUCUCCCGUGUUAGCAGAACACGCAUCAGAGCUAGAUGCUUCCCUCCAUUCUGUGCUGUCGCUGCCGUCAGAUGUGCCUCUGCAUUUUCACUUUGAGACAUUGUUAAAAAAGACUGAAAUAAAAGGAGAUCUUGCUGAAAAUAAAUUUGUAGGAGACUGUAUCAUAUCUCCAUCACCUGUACGUAAUACUUCUCUGUAUCAAUGGAGAAAUGGAUAUUCUCCUACAUGCAAGCCUCAGAUAAGGUCAGAAUCUUCUGCACAGCUGUUACAGGGAAGAAAGAAAAGGCACUUGAGUGAAACAGCAUUAGGAGAAAGAACGAGAUUUGAAGAAUUUGCUUUUCAACAUACACAACCAGGAUCCCAUAGCAAUUUUGCUGCUGUUACUAAUGUCAGCGUUAUAUCAAGAACCCAAAAUUCAUCAUCACAAAAUCCUGCACGACGGAGAUUGCGAAGUGAGAGCUCCUAUGACAUAGAUAAUAUUGUGAUUCCCAUGUCGUUAGUCGCCCCAGCUAAAUUAGAGAAACUCCAAUAUAAGGAAAUACUUACUCCAAGCUGGAGGAUGGUUGUUCUUCAGCCUUUGGAUGAAUGUAAUUUAGGUGAAGAAGAGAUAGAAGAUCUUUCUGAUGAAGUCUUUUCCCUAAGACACAAGAUAUAUGAAGAGAGAGAGCAGGCCAGAUGGUCACUAUGGGAGCAAAGCAAGUGGCACAGAAGAAACAACAGAGUGUACAGUAAGAAUGCUGAAGGACAGGACUUGCUUUUGAGAGAAUACCCUCCUGACUGGAGUGGUGGUCAGCCCUGUGCUGCUGCGAGUCCUACGGAGCACCCUGCAGAGAGCCAGCAUCUGAGCGCACACAGCUCACCUUCAUUAAACGGCAGUCAAGAAAUCAAGUCUUUGUGGUGGGAACGACGGGUUUUUCCACUGAAGGAUGAAGACACAGAAGCCUUAAUAUGCCAAGAUGAAAAACAAGAUCAGAUUGAAAGAUCCAGCCCACUUUUGCUCAGUGAAGUCUUCUGUACCAAUGCAUCAGAGAAUGGCCACCAUCCAAAAAGGCAGGCAGACGGAAUGGAAGAGUACAACAUCUCUGGUCUAGGAGUUACUCAUAUUAAAAAAAAUAGGUGACAGGAAACAGGUUAAGAAACCCAUGUAACUGAAUGGAAAACAGGAGGUAAAAAGAAGCCCUGUUCUCCAUCCCCCGCCCCUCCGGUCACAGUUCCAGAGUAAGAGCACGUACUGCAUGUCUUCAUCUUUUAUGCUAUUUAAGAAACAGGCAAGGUAUGUCUCUUCUUCCUCCUUGAACCACAGGAGUAACUAGCUUUCACCUACAGACAAGUGCUAGUCAUUUGUGUUUAUGAUGCAAAUACAAGCACCAAAAACUGAACACUGCUGCAAUCUGACGUCAGGUCACAUCACUGGUAAAGAACUUAAGAGACUCCAAACACACACACACACACGCACACACACACAUAGAUACACACACACACACGCCUCUGCAUCAAAUGACACCUCUUCUUCUUCCUAUACACAUGGUAAUUCCUUAAAAUUGCCUCAGAAAUAUAUUAGGAUAUACAAAUGUGUGUGUAUAGAGCAUACACACAUACAUACAUACAUAUACACACACACACACAGUUUUAAAAACACUGGCAGUGACCACUCCACCUGAAAAUACAUACAUGAACUACCCUAUGACAAUGUAAGCUGCACUAGAGACAAAGAAACACAGGUUUCCAAUGAUAAUGGACAUCUAAAAGUCUUGACUAUGGAGAAGGAACUUUUUUAACAUGUUUAACCAAUAGUAGAAGUUAUUUAUGGAAAUUUCUACACCAGAUAACACAAUACUCCUUUAUUUGAAAUCACUGAUAUCUGUGGGACUAAACACAAGUUACUGUCUGUUCACUCCUAACAGAAUAAGACAAGCAAAGUAGAGUUAAAUAUUGGUGUAUUUUAAAAUUAUCACAUCUUUUAAAACUCAACUUGAGUUUUAUCUACUUUGUGUAUCUCAUGAAGAGAAGACACCAACUUAAAAUGAGCAACAAACAGGAACGUCCUAUCAGUAUACAAAAUAUUGCUGUGUUAUUAGUGACUUUGGUCAUUCCUUCCCAUAGCUUACUCUGUUCAAACAAGCAUUUAUUCUUGCUUGUGUCCUACAAUGAGAAUUAACAUUUUUCAAAGGAUAAUGCUUCAAUAUUGGAUACUGGAGUGUACAUUAAGGAAAAUUCCUUCUGAAGCUAUUACAUCAUUUUUUUUAUGUCAAAGUUGAGGACAAUUUAUAUGAAUCGCUUUUUCUCAUGUAAAAAGGUUAUUCAGGUUGUUGUACCCAUAUAACUGACAAUCUUGGCCAUCUGGCCUAGUCUAGGGGAUUUGACACUCAAGUUUUGUUUAGGGAUUGGAAAUUAUACUAGUCCCUUUAAAGAGAAAAAAAAAAUCAAAUUCAAUACUGACAAAUUUUUGCUUGUAGUUUUACUGUACAUUUAUUUUUUAAAAAAGAAAACAAAAGCCAGACAAACCCAAGUUGUCCAGGUAAAUAAACUCAAAUCUGUCAUGUCUGAUAUUAUAAUCCUCUAUGUAAGUUUUUUAAUUAAAGUUAUUUCU
Molecule: messenger RNA, 4489 nt
Organism: Ceratotherium simum simum (southern white rhinoceros)
Lineage: Eukaryota; Metazoa; Chordata; Mammalia; Perissodactyla; Rhinocerotidae
Source: RefSeq, a predicted model, not a curated record